Molecule: messenger RNA, 291 nt
Organism: Daldinia decipiens
Lineage: Eukaryota; Fungi; Ascomycota; Sordariomycetes; Xylariales; Hypoxylaceae
Exons: 2
Coding region: 1-291 (96 amino acids)
Source: RefSeq, a predicted model, not a curated record
AUGGCUUUCGGUUAUGUAAACUGGACCCUUAUAGCCCUCGUCGCGCCAUGGACUCUGGUGUUUCUAUUCUUCGACAUAUUCGCGUGCAGAACUAGACUAGCGGCGAGCUGGGAACGUUGGGAUUCACUCAGACAGCAUUAUGUCGAUACUUUCGGGAUGCGGACUGGAUGUGCAGUCUUCAGUUGGGCUCUUGAUCUGGCUAUGCUCAUAGAACCACUCGUAAUGACGCUCAACAUGAGCAGAAGACGAAAAGUCCAAGAAUCUCUUGUCUUCUUGUGUAGUGCCUUGUAA